Molecule: messenger RNA, 717 nt
Organism: Peniophora sp. CBMAI 1063
Lineage: Eukaryota; Fungi; Basidiomycota; Agaricomycetes; Russulales; Peniophoraceae
Source: the annotation of a GenBank genome assembly
AUGCAGCCGUCUCGACUCCCUGGUGACGCUUGCCCGAAUGUCAUGUACGAUAUUCCCGUCAACUGCGACGGCGAUAUUGCCCAAUCCUCUCUCCUUGUAUCCGACAAGGAUGAUAGCUCGUCGACAGCUGAGGAGAGCGUGAUGAUUCCAGAACACGGAGUUUCCGGCACCGUUUCCGGGACUCUGUCCUUCGCCCUGCACCGCAUCGUGCUUGCGAUGGAUUCGCCAUUUCGCCUCAAUUUUCAGUCGCAUACACGUACGUGCGGCGAGGGAACGGAAGACCUUUGGACGCGCGCUUCCGACGCGGUGGAGACUAUCACACAAGGCCAGGCGUUCCACGAACCCCCUGAGAGCAGUGUCGCGGGGUUAACGGUGUUGGCUCAGUCGAAGUCUUCUGCUCCCUCCACGGAGAGUGCCAGCAGCCCGUACAUCGAAGGAUCAUUCCUUGAAAAGGUUACUGAGUGGCGCGCUCGCAUGGAGCAGUUGCACAUUGCCGACGAUACGGACCAAGAUAUUGACACAAAACAAAACUUCUAUAGUGCUGCUACAGCUCAUUUCAUCGACAGGUACCACUCCAGUCUUUCUCCUUCAAGCUCGAUGCCCUCUCUCCAGAGUGUCACGGAAUCUGAGACGGGAGAGGACUGGAGUGAUGUUUCAGACUCGGGCUACGGCUCAGAGAUAGAUCCGGAAAUGCCCGAGUUAGAGCCGAUUGCUUAG